This is a messenger RNA of Culex quinquefasciatus (southern house mosquito), 740 nucleotides long. Its product is annotated as glutathione S-transferase 1. The transcript is spliced from 3 exons. Gene Ontology annotation, molecular function: glutathione transferase activity. Gene Ontology annotation, biological process: glutathione metabolic process. The record is from RefSeq and is a predicted model, not a curated record. Bases 54 to 713 code for a protein of 219 amino acids. NCBI's taxonomy places the organism in Eukaryota, Metazoa, Arthropoda, Insecta, Diptera, Culicidae.
AGUUUGAAUCGGGUGUUCAACGAGUGAAGACAUUCAAGGUCAGGGUCACCAAAAUGGGCAAAGUAGUGCUGUACACCGCCAAGAUCAGUCCUCCGGGGCGUUCCGUGGAACUGACCGCGAAGGCGUUGGGGUUAGGGCUGGAGAUCAGACAGGUUAACCUGCUCGCCGGAGAACAUUUGAAGCCGGAGUAUUUGAAGCUGAAUCCCCAGCACACGGUACCGACGAUAGUCGAUGAAGAUGGAACCGUAGUGUACGACAGUCACGCGAUCAACGUAUACUUGGUAACGAAGUACGGAAAGGAUGAUGGUCUGUAUCCCAAGGAUGUGGUCACCAGGGCCAAAGUGAACGCCGGUCUCCACUUUGAUUCGGGAGUUCUUUUCGCCAGAUUGCGCUUCUAUUUCGAACCUAUUCUUUAUUUUGGAUCUGGAGAGUCACCCCAAAGCAAGAAUGACUACCUGUAUAAGGCGUACGAACUGCUGAACGAUACCUUGGUCAACGAUUACAUCGUUGGAAACAGUCUCACUCUGGCAGAUUUGAGCUGUAUUGCCUCGAUCGCCUCGAUCAACGCACUGUUCCCGAUCGAUGCGACCAAGUACCCGAAGCUGGGCGCUUGGUACGCGCGGGUCGCCGAGUCUCCGUGCUACAAACCUAUCAUCGAUGCCGAUGAGCUGCCAGCCGUUGUUCGUGCCAAGCUGGUGGAGAAUCGAAAGUAGAAAAUGAUGUGCACAAUUAAAUACAAA